GCANCCACUCAUCCUGUUUUCAUAGAAAAAUUCUACAUGCUAAUUGGAGGAAAUCAGCGAAAAAUAUUCUUUCCCAUUGUUCGUGGAGUGCACCAAAAUCUCUCGAAGUAAGAGGACAUAUUUCAUUCAAGUCUCCAAAGGCUACUCCCAUAAUAAACAGUGCGACGAGCCUUCGUGAUGUAACAAGACGCUUAAAACAAGACUUGAUUAAAAGCUUUAAACAUUUAUAAUAAUAAUUUAAUAUUUGUGGGCCCUUGACACUUGGAAUCCUAGGGAUUAAGUCCUAUUAGUCCCCACGUAGUCCAUUUGAGUCUCGUAAGGCUAACGCCCAUAACCAGGAGUGUGCCAAAAUCUCUCGAAGUAAGAGGACAUAUUUGAGUCUCCUACGGCCAACGCUCAAAACCAGGAGUACGCUAAAAUCUCUUGAUGUAAGGCUAGGACUCCACUACCGUAAAAACGGCGUAAAAACCCCUCGCCGUAAAAGCUUUUAAUCACGUGACCUUUUUGCGUUUGAGCUCGGAUUACGGUGGAGGUCCGGCUAGCGCGAAGUUUUUACGGCGACAGUGCUGCCCCAAAUGUCGAACGUAAAUACUUUCCUUAGGUUAUCACAAUACACUUACGCGUGAACUUAGUUUUCAAGACCAGGAAUAUUAUUAUGAGUAAGUAAUAAAUUAAAAUUAUAGCAAAAUCUUAUAAUGCAUAAAAGUUUUAUUAGUAGUAACGUGAAUUUUGUUGACAGUUUUUUAAGAAUGACACCCGAUCUCUUUGAGGUGUUAUUACAACGAGUGGAAAAUUAUAUAAGCAAACAGAACACAUGUUUUAGAGAAGCAAUUUCAGCCAGAGAACUCUUAGGAAUAACUUUAAGGUACAUUUUAUAUGAUUACAGCUAAUAACUGACUAGCUUAAUCUGUUUUAAUUGGUUUAAAAAGUUCAUUUUAUCAUGUAUUUUUCUAGAUUUUUAGCAUCAGGGGAAACGUACAGAAGUUUGUCAUUUGCCUUUAGAGUUGGAAGACAAACAAUAGCAAAAAUUGUUCCAGAAACUUGCCAUGCUCUUUGGACUCACUUAAAAUCAGACUGCAUGCAAUUUCCCUCAACACCAAAUGAAUGGAAAGGUAUUGCAGAAAAUUUUUUAAAAGCUUGGCAAUUGCCACAUUGCUGCGGUAGCAUUGAUGGAAAACAUGUGUUGAUGGUUUGUCCAAAAAAUAGUGGAAGUUUAAACUUUAAUUACAAAGGAACAUUUAGUAAUGUGUUGCUAGCAGUGGCAGAUGCCAAUUAUAAAUUUUUGUAUAUAGACUAUGGACACUAUGGAAGCGAGAGUGAUGGAGGAAUGUUUAGAAAAGUUCAGUUUGGCCAAAUGAUGGAAACCUGCAGAUUAAACUUGCCUAAUGACGAUUACUUGUCAAAUUCUGAAAUUAUGUUUCCUUUUUAUUUCAUUGGUGAUGAAGCUUUCCCACUAAAAAGAAAUUUGAUGCGACCAUAUCCCAGACGCUCAGCUAUUAGCCGAUCACAACGAGUCUAUAACUAUAGACUGUGUCGUGCUCGUCGAGUAGUGGAAAAUGCUUUUGGCAUUUUAAGUUCUCGUUUUNAAUUAUAA
Molecule: messenger RNA, 1594 nt
Organism: Centruroides sculpturatus (bark scorpion)
Lineage: Eukaryota; Metazoa; Arthropoda; Arachnida; Scorpiones; Buthidae
Product: protein ANTAGONIST OF LIKE HETEROCHROMATIN PROTEIN 1-like
Exons: 1
Coding region: 941-1594 (217 amino acids)
Source: RefSeq, a predicted model, not a curated record